Molecule: messenger RNA, 1888 nt
Organism: Ochotona curzoniae (black-lipped pika)
Lineage: Eukaryota; Metazoa; Chordata; Mammalia; Lagomorpha; Ochotonidae
Gene: HOXC4
Product: homeobox C4
Exons: 2
Coding region: 276-1070 (264 amino acids)
Biological process (GO): anterior/posterior pattern specification; regulation of transcription by RNA polymerase II; embryonic skeletal system morphogenesis
Cellular component (GO): nucleus
Molecular function (GO): RNA polymerase II cis-regulatory region sequence-specific DNA binding; DNA-binding transcription factor activity, RNA polymerase II-specific
Source: RefSeq, a predicted model, not a curated record
UGGGGUGGGGGGGCACCCCAGCCCCUGCCAGCCAACCCCACAUCACCGCCCCCCCCCACCCUUCAAGCAGCAGCACCACCACCACACACACAAAAAAUUGGAUACAUUUUGAAUAAAGCGAUUCGGUUCCUUAUCCGGGGACUGGGUUGCUCCGUGUGAUUGGCCGGCGGAGUCACAUGGUGAAAGUAACUUUACAGGGUCGCUAGCUAGUAGGAGGGCUUUAUGGAGCAGAAAAACGACAAAGCGAGAAAAAUUAUUUUCCACUCCAGAAAUUAAUGAUCAUGAGCUCGUAUUUGAUGGACUCUAACUACAUCGAUCCGAAAUUUCCUCCAUGCGAAGAAUAUUCGCAAAAUAGCUACAUCCCUGAACACAGUCCGGAAUAUUACGGCCGGACCAGGGAAUCGGGAUACCAGCAUCACCACCAGGAGCUGUACCCACCACCGCCUCCGCGCCCCAGCUACCCCGAGCGCCAGUAUAGCUGCACCAGUCUCCAGGGGCCGGGCAAUUCGCGAGGCCACGGGCCGGCCCAGGCGGGCCACCACCACCCCGAGAAAUCGCAGCCACUCUGUGAGCCGGCGCCUCUCUCGGGCGCCUCCGCCUCCCCGUCCCCAGCCCCGCCAGCCUGCAGCCAACCAGCCCCCGACCAUCCCUCCAGCGCCGCCAGCAAGCAACCCAUAGUCUACCCCUGGAUGAAGAAAAUCCACGUGAGCACGGUGAACCCCAAUUAUAACGGAGGGGAACCCAAGCGCUCGAGGACCGCCUACACGCGGCAGCAAGUCCUGGAAUUAGAGAAAGAGUUUCAUUACAACCGCUACCUGACCCGGAGGAGAAGGAUCGAGAUCGCCCACUCGCUGUGCCUCUCCGAGAGGCAGAUCAAAAUCUGGUUCCAAAACCGCCGCAUGAAAUGGAAGAAGGAUCAUCGCCUCCCCAACACCAAAGUCAGGUCAGCGCCCCCGGCCGGCGCCGCGCCCAGCACCCUGUCGGCAGCUACCCCGGGCACUUCUGAAGACCACUCCCAGAGCGCCACACCGCCGGAGCAGCAGCGGGCAGAGGACAUUACCAGGUUAUAAAACACCGCUCACACCCCUGCCCCCACCCCAGGCCCCCGCCGCCUCCCCUCACACACAGAUUGACUCUUAUUUAUAGAAUUUAAUAUAUAUAUAUAUUUUGGUUCUUUUCUCGCUUCCUCCCACCUGGUCCCCUCGUCAAUUCCAAACAGACAAAACAGAUAAACAAACAAGCUCCGGGCCCUGCUUCCUUCCACUGUAAAGCACCCUUUUAAGCAUGUGAUGUUGUCUUAGCAUGGUACCUGCUGGGUUGAUUUUUUUUCUUUUUAAAUGCCAUGGAUUGGGGGUGGGGGGGUAUUUAUUUUUUAAGAAAAAGCGAAAGAUGCAAAAAUUAUAUAUUGCAAGUGCGACGGUCUGGUUUGGGUGCAUUUCAGGGGAAAUGAGGAAAAGAAAAAAAAGGAAAGAGAUUUUUUUAAAGCCAAUUUUUGACCUCCUUCCCCCCUCUCCUUUAGGCCUUUUGCAUUGGAAAUGCACGAGGGAGGUUAGUGAGGGGGAAGUCAUUUUAAGGAGAACAAAGCUAUGAAGUUCUUUUGUAUUAUGGGGGGGUGGGUGGGAGGAGAGUGGGGAGCCGGCAGACAAAGCUGAAAUGUGGCUGAGGAGCGUCUCUGAGCUGUUCAUUUCCAGGAACCAAAAGAAAAUCAGAAUGAACUUUAAGUUGGGAAGAGGCAGUCUGUAGGUAGCGUUGCCCCCACCCUGGUCAUGGUGAUUGUGUUUUCGGACUGAAUUUACUCGAUUAUUGUAACACUUGCAAUAAAGAAUUUUAGUGUCCAUGUGAAGUGCCCCGUGAUCAAUAAUAAACCAGUGGAUGUGAAUUAGUUUUA